This is a messenger RNA of Diutina rugosa, 1749 nucleotides long. RefSeq names its product sterol esterase. NCBI's taxonomy places the organism in Eukaryota, Fungi, Ascomycota, Pichiomycetes, Serinales, Debaryomycetaceae. Gene Ontology annotation, biological process: lipid metabolic process. The transcript has a single exon. Bases 1 to 1749 code for a protein of 582 amino acids. The record is from RefSeq and is a predicted model, not a curated record.
AUGCUCGGCACCCUCAUCCACUGGCUUCGAGGGCUCAUCGUCGCUAGAUCGGACCCGCUGCCCCCAGGAAGCCCGCUGUACCCUAAUAACGAUGCCCUCAAGAUUACUACUGACGAACGCUACUAUUUGCAGCAAGUAGGGCUCGAUUUGGAGUAUAUCACAUUGGUGGCCGACGACGGCCAGGUGCUCCAUUUGCACCACGUGAUCGACCCUAACGAGCUGACAGAACAGAGAGACCACCGUAAACCUGUUUUAAUGCAGCACGGCCUUCUCGCGCUGCUGGGAGCCUAUUUUAGCGGAGGUUUUAACUCGUUGGCCUAUAUCUUUACCAAAGCCGGCUACGACGUCUACUUGCUGAAUAACCGGCUGUGGUUCCAAUUCGAACACAAGACCUUAGACGGCAGCUUGAAACACAACCAGCAGUACUGGGACUGGGAGCUGCGCGACUUGGCCGGCUACGACUUACCCUGCCACGUGCAAGCGGUGCUUCUGCGCAAGCCCCACCACAAGAAAUUGAUCUAUAUUGGCCACUCUCAGGGGUGUACCCAGAUGACGAUCGCCUUACGUAACCCUGAGUUGAAACACCUCCACCAGCUGAUUGAGUUUAUCGGGUUUUUGUGUCCUGCUCUUUAUCCAGGUAAAUUGUUCCACACCCGCUACUUCCUUAAGUUUCUUAGACUGUUACCCCGUUGGCUCUACCGCUGUUUCAUCGGUCCCUGUGUGUUUCUCGGUAUCUUGGGUACUUGUCGCCACUACUUGGCCACCACCAAUUUGUUCGGGGCCUCCGCUUACGGGGUGAUGAACUACCUCUUUGGGUGGUCAGCAGAAAACUUUGAGCCCAACACUAAGGUGAGAAACAUCCACUUCGUGUUUGUGGCCCUGUACGUGCUGGGGAGACUCAUGCACUGGUGGACGCUGCACUGGGUGCUUGAGCUGUUUGCCAACGAGCUUUUGCCUCGCUCAAGUUACCGCGACGACUCCCACUACCGGUGGGUAAACCCCGUGCCUCCCAUCAACCGCGAGGCGGAAUCCCACCUGUAUUUCCCCUUCACUGAACCCUGGUUCGCUGAGACGGGAGUCCAGAUCCCUAUGGUGAUGUUUACCGGUGGUAAAGACUAUUUGGUCGACGGGUUGCGAGCGGCUAGCCAUAUGCGCCACGGAGAACCCAACUACGAAGAAAACCACAAUUUCUGGCACUACCACGUCGAAAACUAUACCCAUGUUGACGUCACCUGGGCGCAAAACCUCCCCCAGGUGGUGGCGGAACCGUUGCUUCGCCACAUCAGGGAAAACGAAGCGCGUACCGAGGAUAAAGCUAACGAAAAGCAACCCCAACCCACUGAUUCUACGGCGUAUCUUCGCCAGGAACGCCACACUGGCGUCGACGAGCUCCACCGCACGUUCCUGCGCAGCUCAGUGUACGUUGCCGACGACGCUGAAGAACAGGCCCGCCUAGAACGCCGCAUACUGCGACGGGACCGGCGCCGCCUGGAACUGAUCCACUCCACCAAAUCGGUGAAGUCAGCCAAAUCUAAUAAGUCAGGGAGAUCGGGUAAGUCGUCGCGGUACUUGGAACCAACUAACGCGCCGGCAUUACCGCCCACGGCUGCUCCUGACUUGGAAAAGUUUACUGCGCCUCAACCUCCACAACCAGCGUACCACCCUUCGUCGGAAAAACCGGUGGUGGGUGAACUCCCGGCGCUUGCGAAACCAGUGGCCCCGCCGGUGAUGAAUGCCGCCGCCGGUUAA